GUCGCCUCGGAAAUUGAGGAACGUCGAUGCGACCUGAUUGAUCGCCGCAGGUAUCUCAAGGACAAGGUCACUACGAUGGAACGUUCCAUCCCGGCUCUGAUGACAUGCAACAUGUGGAGGAUGGUCAACGACUGCCGCCGUGAUGCACCAUAUCGCAUAGUGCGACAGAUUGUGGAUAACCUUUCACCACAACCGGAUCCUAUCGACAGACUUCUUGCCAAAUUGAAGAGCACUGUCAACGAGCUACGCCUGGAAACGGCACAGUUGCAUGUACGGCACGAUUGACAUUCGACGAUAAA
Molecule: messenger RNA, 299 nt
Organism: Harpegnathos saltator (Jerdon's jumping ant)
Lineage: Eukaryota; Metazoa; Arthropoda; Insecta; Hymenoptera; Formicidae
Exons: 1
Coding region: 76-285 (69 amino acids)
Source: RefSeq, a predicted model, not a curated record